Molecule: messenger RNA, 6801 nt
Organism: Pomacea canaliculata
Lineage: Eukaryota; Metazoa; Mollusca; Gastropoda; Architaenioglossa; Ampullariidae
Exons: 6
Coding region: 768-1610 (280 amino acids)
Source: RefSeq, a predicted model, not a curated record
GCGUGUUUGUGUACAGGCGAGUGGGCAGGGGUUACCACCAUACAGCCACAACCGCUGACAGUAGGAAAAAAAAAAAAAGGUGCCCCCACGCUGCGAAGUGGGAGGAGAGAGGUUUUAACGGUAGACAGCCCUGGAGCGAAGGCAGUGAAUGAAGCGGCCAUCCAUGCAGAAACAUCAACAAACAAGUGAUCUUCUCGCUGGCUGCAGGGACAGAAGUCACCACAGCGAAAAAAGCGAAGCUAUUGUUGGGAGCUUACAGCUACUUGCGAUGGUCGCUUCGGAUGACAGUCUGUGAACCAAGUCGACUUUUCUAUCGUCUGCUUCCGUCGACAUUUUCACGGUUUGGUGCAAAAGUUUGGGAGACACUUGACUGACUGAAUCGGUGUCGUCUGCUCCAGCCACGACUUGACCGCGAAGGAGACUGAGCACUGAUUUUUGUGUUUUUUUCUCUGAAAGAGUUUGUUUGUUUACUUCAGCAGUUUCGUGGCUCGGUGUGCCUUAAGAUAACCAAACAAGUCAUUUAAAAACAGGAGUAAUUAAAUUUUUCCUUCUGCAAAACGAGGCUAAAGUCAUCGAUAAAUAACAAUCAUCCGAAUCGUACAAGAUAUUCUGGAUUGGACUUUUUCUGUGAGUUCCGGAUUCGUAUGGAUUAGUUCGUGGAUUACGACGCAAGUUGUCUCCUCGUUGCCUGAGGUCUACGGACAGCGUUGCUGGUCGUUGCUGGUCGUUGCUGGGGGUCGUAUGAUGUUUGAGGUGCACUUUGCAGGAUGUCGGAAGUGACCGCUGCACAACGUUCUGUGCCCUCGUGUUCCUUUCUUUUACGACUUUUUCUUCUUCUUCUGACAGUCAUGUCGCCAGCUGUCUUGGCUGCCAGAACGUGUUCCCGUAACCUCGUCGCCGACUCCAAUGCGUGCUUCACAGGCUACAGUCGCGAGCACCAGAACCUGCUGUCCAGCCCCCAAAGUCUGUGUUGCGGACUGGACGUCGAGCACCUGCGAGCCUUUUGCCGCUCCUACAUGGACGCCAUGACCUGCAUCAGCCGCCUGAAGGAGGAGUGCCCGGAGUCCAAGCAUCCGCAGAUUGACCGCUCGCUGACCAACCUACACGGAGGGCGGGACGCACUCGACGACCUGUGCACCGACGACAGGAUCAUCGAAGUGUACGCCCGACAUCAAAGCUGCUUUACGGAGGCCGGGCCCUCGUCAGAGCGAUGUCUGUCCCGCAAGUUCAACGUCAGCAUCAAGCUGCUGGCCAACGUCAACACCGAGCCUAAGGACAAGUUCUGCAGUGACAUGCGCAGCGCCCUCACCUGUGUUCAGAACAAGGUGAAGCAAAUGUGCAGCAGCGAGGAAGCCGUGGAGCUGGCGGCCAUACUUGUCAAGCCCAUGAUCCGGGACAGCACCAACUGUGUCUACAGUACAGUCACUAAGCCGCCUGACGCCGGACAGAACGAUCGUCCAAGCGUCGACACGCAUUCAGCGCAUGACGGAAGUCAGUACAAGGGCAGAACUACUUCCGGGGCGGCCAUGACACCUCGCACGCCCUGUCGUCAGCCUCUCUUGCUGCUGCUGGUGCUGUUGGUGAUUCGGACUAUGGUGACCAUGUCGUGACCUUGCCCCCGGCUGUGCCCUCGUCGUCUUUUGUGAUAUUGGACAGGACGUGAAAGACAAGAAAAUGAGACAAGAAUUGACCAGCAGGGGGUUGGGGAUGGGUGGGGCGUGGAUGCGGCGGACGUCACGCUUGCUGCUCACGGGAGGACACCUCUGCUGUCCUGGGUCACGUUUCUUCAGCGAGGGUUAUGUAUUUAACAAAGACACCCGUAAGAACUUUCACACAGGGGCAAACACACACAUACACACACAGCUGUCAACAGACCGUUACAGCCCUCCGCUCCUGUCACAUGUGCUGACAGUUAACAAGUGAUCGGUAUAUCUGAUGCUUCCGGCUGGAGAUAAGCUACAGGUCAAAGUGCUCAAUUUUCUGUUGUGAAUUGCUCUGCUUUCAGAGAAAAAAGUUCUCCACUCGAGCUUUGUUUGGUUACCAGGGAAACACAACGAUCUGAACAUUCUUCAGCAUGUGAGUGAGAGAACUGGCUUGUUGACGCGAGUUGUUAAUCUGUGGUUUGGUUAAAACAAAGAGGCUUUUUCUAUUAUCUUAUUCAUAUACACACAAACAAUGUUUUCUUUGCUUUUAUACAUUCUUCUUUCUGCUUGUCUUCUCAAGAUUACAAAGGGGAAUAAUUUAUUUAAAUUACUUGUUUUCUGAAUUCAUCAAGCAAUUGUCAGGUAUCACACCCUUGUAACUGGCUUGUAAAGUGUCCCGUGAUAAACACAUUUGAAGGCUGGUCAUGCUCUAUUGUGCCAACACCAGCAGGAAGUAGGGGGCGUGGCGUUCGUUACAAAGACGCAUUGUACAUGCCAGUAGUGACAGUGGCGUUUGCCUUCAAGUCAGAGAUUGUAGUUACAAGAAAGAGGUAUGCUCACCAGAUAAGAGGCUAACCAUCCUACCCUCCUUAUCCCCUGCCCCGUACCUACGGCCUGGUGUCUCCGGAUACGUUCGGGUAGAAGGCGCAGAACACAGAUGCUGGUAUGUGUGAGUCACUGCUUGACACACAGGUCCGUCCUCUGUUUUUAGCAAAGAGACUUUGUGUGCCAAAAAAUUGUGAACACUGUUUAUAGUUAGUGUCAAUGCUGUCAACACAUUCAUACAUACUUAAACGCACGCACCCAUACACACGGACACGCAUGAAAGACUCAGCAGGUUUUGCCAGCGCGAGUUUUUGUGCCUUUCUUGGCGGCAAGCACACAUUUGUUUUUACUUUUAAGGCAACGGGAUUAACAAUGGUUCUUCUCCUUGUUGGAAUUUGUAGUGGUUAAUUGUGUAACUUGAGGUCAGUUGCGAAAAGAUAGGAUCAUGGACUAGCAUCCAAUAGUACAUUUGGCAAAAGAUUCUUGAUCACCUUCUCGAUCAGGUUAGGGUUAGUUGUCGAAUCUGAGUUGAAUAAGGUCAAGGUGGCUUGUCCUACCUGACACCACUAAAAACCUCUCUGUGGCUUUUUACACUGAUUAGUCGACUGUGUGCCUCUUUAAGAAGCAAGAAUUAUGAAAUGACUUCUCCCUUGUCUGUUGUGUUAAUCGGAGAUUAAAGGUGCCUGCAGCGCUUUCUGCUUUGACUACUGAGGUGACGGACACGAUGUCACGCAAGUAUCCUUAUUUCUUCUCCUGAUUAUCUUUACAUGACGGUGUCACGUGACACAGAUCUCUGUGAUGUGCGAAUAAGAAGGGAUUGGAAUAUUGUUGAUUGUUGUUAUUGACAGCAAUGGUCGUUGCAUUAAGAGCAACAUUAACAUGAAUAACACGCCGUUGUUUCCUGAACAUCGGGGAAUGUUGCUUUACAUCUUUUCUUCCUUUCUCCUGAUGACACCCCAUCCCCACUCCACCCCUCCGAGAAACACUAUGCAUGUGCAAGUCUGUGUGUGGGCAUGUUUGUGUGUACCUAUAUAUGCAAUUUAUUCGGCCAUGUGUAUACAUAGAUAUGUUUGUGUAUACAUGUGUUUUAUAUGUGCGAGCUUCUACAAGUACAGUGAGCACCAGUCGCUCUUUCGUGUUCUCUUACACACUCACGCACAGGAACUGUACACAUACAAGCAGCCACAGGAAAAUAUCGACAGUAUAUAUUUACACACCCAGGCAUAAAUAAAUAAGUUUAUUCUCAAAACCUUUUACUAAUCCCACCAUAAACCCAAAACCGAUAAAUUCUUAUUCUAUCUCGGGUAAGAUAAAUUUGCAUUAUCAUUGCACUCAAUUUUUAUUAUUAGCGCUUUUUAAAUUAAAGUCUGAUGUAAUACGAUGUCAGAAAAAAAAUCGCUGAUAAGCAAUUAAUUUUUCUGAGGCUUUCGGUUAUAUUGUGAAAGAGCAUUAACUCCGUGAUUUUUUGCUGCUUAGGUAUUUCACAAGAUAGAACAAAGUAACACCGUAACUGAAACUGUCCCUAGGGUUGAAUGGUCGGUGCCUCAACAACAACAACAACAACAACAACAACAACAACAAGGCUUAAUCUGGUCUUGGGAGGGACCUACGUGUGUGUGUGUAAGAGAGAGAAAGUGCGGCUGCGAGCAUACUGAGGCGAUGAAUGCACACGUGUACGAAAUCAAAUGCACGCGCGUGCUGACCCCUGAGUGCGAUACCUUCGUGCAUGCGGGCGCAAGGCAGGCUUGAGCUAUAUCAUGUCUACAAUCAGUCUGUUGACUAGCGACACACCACCGACACUUCUUAACUAAUUAGUUGGGUUUUUUCAAAAUUCUUCCCCUCUAAUUUUUUUUCUCUUUUAUUUCUCUACCUCUUCCUUUUUCCUCCAAACCUUUCCAGUCCCUGAUAACCACAUCGCACCCCACCACCACCACUCCCCCAUCUCUCUCUCCUCCCAUCCUGCUGCCUGUAUCGUCUCACACCAUCAGUUAUCGCCACGUUGCUAUUUCUUCUCAUUUUCAUUACCACCACCUGGAUGCAGUCGUCAAAGUAGUCCAGCGUCGAGGUGCCAAGGUGGCGAGUCGCCCCCUGCUGGGUGCUGCGUGCUCAACCAUCGUGUCUGCGACAGAGUUGUUGUUGUUGUAGGGUAGGAGUCAUCAGCCGGCGACACACCCGCAGUCAUCGGUCUUUAACUAUUCAUGAGAGGCGAUGUGUGCACGGCGAGCGCACCCGUGCCAAGACGAUUUCACGUCAACAGUGUGAUCAAACAUUCACAAGUUAUUUCACACCCACAGCGUUAUCAAACAUUCACAAGUUAUGGAUUUUUUUUACCAUUCUUCCAGUGCCUUCUGCAAAUGUUUUGACUUUGCAUUUGUGUUUUCUGUGUGUUGUCCGUAAUGUGGUCAGACCUUCUACUUCGUGAUCGUAGAUGUUAAGGUUAAGCACAGGUUGUUACAGAUAUGGUCGUGUUCUUUACAAUUCUCUCCCUCUCUCUUAUACACAUUCUCUUCUCCUUUUUCCUCUGAUUCUCUCCCCUACUUAUCCUCCCUUCACCACUUCAUCUUCACUCCGUUGAGUCUGACAUCAGAAACGGUUGUCAAGGAGAUAUCAGUAGCAACUGCCGGUUCAUUUUUCUGCCGUGUGAAAUUUGGGUUUUAAUCUUUGCCUAUCUGUGCACCAAUACGAUAGCAAUGUUGGCGAAAAUAUUUAUAUCAAAAUAUAAUCUGUCCAAGAGAACUUUUUCUUACCAUCUGUCUGAAUGUCUUGGUGCUUCCUUUGUAGUCUUUCCGGACGUUGACUAGAAGGAUUUCUUUUUCACACUCUGCUGCCGACUUCAUGGUUCGUUUUGAUAUCUGCUUCAUAUGGACUGAGGUUUGUACGACAAGGAUUUCACCAAGAAUCUGGCAAUAUGUCCUCCCCGUUUUUCUAUCAAAUUACAGAAGUAGGUAAUAGGUCUGUUACUGACGUAAAGAUUUUUAAACAAUUUAUUUAUUAAAGAGGCUUAAAGCUAUGUGUUAUCAAUCUUUAUUUUUAUCUACGCUCACUUUUUACUAUCUGCUAUAGAGAAAAUUCUUUAUCUUUUCACCAUUAUGAGCGUGACUAUACGCUACACAAAUCACGCAUUUAUUAUUAUUAUUAUUAUUAUUAUUAUUAUUAUUAUUAUUAUUAUUAUUAUUAUUAUUAUUAUCAUCACACGUGUAUUUCGGGACAGUCUAGGUCUUCCGUAGCUUGCUAUACAGACAGUAAUUAUUACAGACUCACAAAACUACUAUAAACAACUGACUGGAUUUGAUUGAUAUUAAGAUAAAUCUUAAAAUGUUGUAACCUAUAGGAAUCCUUGAAUAGUUAUUACUGAUAUUAACACCUCGCAGUUUCCUGUAUGGUUGUUGCUAUGGAGAUGGUUGAUAUUAAAUUUUUAAUUUUUUUAAACACACAAUUACAUACUAAGGAAAUGGCGGCUACUGAAAGCUGGUAAAUGAGACUGUCAUCUGUAGUUCUAACUUGUGAUCCAGUGAUUCAUUUUGUAGCCUGUAGUGUUAUUGGAAUAUUUGUAUAUAUGAAUAAUUAUAUAUUUGUCGUUCAUAUGUCAUCAAUUUUGUUGGGUAGCAAUGCCUUCUGAAGUUAAAUUUUGUUUAGAUUCUUGCAGCGAUGAGCCACUCUAACCCUCUCCCCUAGCCUUAUAACCUAUCGUCGGAAGUGACGUUGUAUCACUCUUCAGCCGACAUGGCGCCCCUGCUUUCGUUUAUCAUCUCUGUAGUAAAUAUAAUGGAACUGAAAAUAUCAGCAGAAGGAGUUUAACUUGUGUACAGAUGUGCUACACAUACUGUCUACCUUUGCACACACAACUGUUUUCUCAAUGGACAAACAAAUGAACACAACGUCAACAUAAAAAGUGAUUUUCGUUUCUUGUGAUCUGUGACACUUGGCUCACUUCUUCUCUCUGUUCUUGACGAGUGUUUUUUAUUUUGUUGGUAUAUCCCAUGUAGAAGACUGUGUAAAAACUAAUUUAUGCUUACUCGUUGUUUAAAAAGUCGUUAAAAUCUUUCUUAGCUGCCAUUUUUUUCUUUAUACUCGUCAGCAUUGUAUAACAUGAGUGCCAUGACAGAUGCUGAUAUCACCUUGUUCCUUGUUACCGUAACUUCUCUCAGAUGUGUAUGAGUGUGUGUGUAUGUGUGUAUGUGUGUGUGUGUGUUGGUGCAUGUGUGUGUGUGAACGAUGCUGACUGUACAGAAAGCUCACGAUUUUCUCGUUGUUACGUUUAAUGGGACUGUGUACGAUUGAUUGUUGUGGGCUGGGUUGAGACACUGGAACACAAUAAACGGACGUUUUUUGA